Molecule: messenger RNA, 2289 nt
Organism: Epinephelus moara (kelp grouper)
Lineage: Eukaryota; Metazoa; Chordata; Actinopteri; Perciformes; Serranidae
Product: tripartite motif-containing protein 16-like
Exons: 2
Coding region: 35-1705 (556 amino acids)
Molecular function (GO): zinc ion binding; protein binding
Source: RefSeq, a predicted model, not a curated record
AACUUACUGACACUCACUGUCGUCUAGAGGUGAAAUGGCGCAGCAGGUGAUUCAGCUGGAUCCAGAAAAACUGAGCUGUUCAGUCUGUCUGGAUCUACUGAAGGAUCCGGUGACUAUUCCCUGUGGACACAGCUACUGCAUGAGCUGUAUUGAAGACCGCUGGGAUGAGGAGAAUGAGAAGAAGAAAACACACAGCUGCCCUCAGUGCAGGCAGAGCUUCACACUGAGGCCUGACCUGGUGAAAAACACCAUGUUAGCAGAGUUGGUGGAGGAACUGAAGAAAUUUGGACUUCAUGCUGUUUCACCUGAUCAGUCCUUUGCAGGACCUGAAGACGUGGCCUGUGAUUUCUGCUCUGGGAUAAAGGUAAAAGCCUUCAAGUCCUGUCUGGUGUGUAUGGCCUCUUACUGUGAGCAACACCUGCAGCCUCACUACAAUGUAGCUCCGUUAAAGAAACACAAGCUGGUUGAAGCCACUUCAGAGCUGGAGGAGAACAUCUGCUCUCACCACGACGAGGUGAUGAAGAUCUUCUGCCGCACUGAUCAGCAGUGUAUCUGUUAUCUCUGCCUCAUGGAUGAUCAUAAAGGCCAUGACACAGUCUCAGCUGCAGCAGAGAGGGCUGAGAGGCAGACGGAGCUCGGGGUGAGUCGCCAAAGAAUCCAACAGAGAGUCCAGGACAGAGAAAAAGAUGUCAAGGUGCUUCAGCAGAGGGUGGAGGCUAUCAAUCUCUCUGCUGAUGAAGCUGUGAGGGACAGUGAGAAGAUCUUCACUGAUUUGAUCCGUCUCAUUGAGAAAAGGUGCUCUGAGGUGAAGCAGCAGAUCAGAUCCCAGCAGAAAACUCAAGUGAGUCGAGCUAAAGAGCUCGAGGAGAAGCUGCAGCAGGAGAUCACUGAGCUGCAGAGGAAAGACACUGAGCUGGAGAAGCUCUCACGCACAGAGGAUCACCCACAUUUCCUAAACAACUACCCCUCACUGUCACGUCUGAGUGAGUCUGAAGACUUACCCAGCAUUGAUAUCUGUCCUCUGCGCUCUUUAAAGGAUGUGACAGCAGCGGUGUCAAAGGCCAGAGAUAAACUGCAGGCUGUUCUGAGUGAGGAGUGGACAAAGAUCUCACUGGCAGUGACUGAAGUGGAUGUUUCACUGCCUCGAGCAGAGCCCAGAACCAGAGCUGAAUUUAUGAGAUAUUCCUGUGAAAUCACACUGGAUCCAGAUACAGCACACAGGCGUUUGUCAUUGAGUAACAGAAAAGCAACAUUAAUGGCAGCAGACCAGAAAUACUUGGAUCACUCAGACAGAUUUGAUGAAAGAUGGCAGGUCCUGAGUAGAGAGGGUCUGACUGGACGUUGUUACUGGGAGGUGAAGUGGAGCGGGACAGUUGAUAUAGCAGUUGCACACAGGGAUAUUAGCAGAGCAGGGACCGGAGAUGAAUGUGGAUUUGGAUAUAACAACAAAUCUUGGUCAUUAGAAUGUAACAGUGACAGUUAUACAUUCAGACAUAACAACAUUGUUACUUCCAUCUCAGGCCCUCAGUCCUCCACAAUAGGAGUGUAUCUGGAUCACAGGGCAGGUACUCUGUCUUACUACAGCGUCUCUGAAACCAUGACUCUCCUUCACAGAGUCCAGACCACGUUCACUCAGCCUCUCUAUGCUGGAUUUUGGCUUUCAGAUAGUCCUGGAGACACUGCUGAGUUGUGUGAGCUCAAGUAGACAGGAGUUUAAAGAGUGAGGGAUCUCUGUACAGUAAAUGUUGAGGUGUGUUUGCACUUCAGAGAUCAUAGUGUGUGGGACUGUGAUGUUUUUUCUUGGAUUUUUUGCUGUUUUGUUUGUGUCACAGACGUUCAGUGAAAUUUCUUUUUUAAUUUGCCAGAUGGGGAUUAAAAUGUCUUUAUUGUUGAAAUGUAAUUCUUAUAUUUUCCAAACAUUAACAUUGUAUACUGUACAUGAAAAAAUAUUGUGAAUGCUGUAUAUAGUUUUGAGAAGAGUUCACUUUAGCUGUACCAUAUCCUCAUGAACACAAUUUGUAUGAUUUAAAGUUUAUUUUUUGGUGCUCUUCAUACUGCAAUCUGUACUGCAUACUGCACUGUUGUAAUGAUAUGACAAAAUCGUAAUACUUUUUUUUGUAGCCAAAAAGAAAAACUGGUUUAAAUUUAACUGCAAUCUCUUGAAAAAAUAGUUUGCUAAUCAUAUUUUUAAGAGUUAUUUGAAGUGUCUUUGAGUGAUAACAUUUUAGAAAACCUUUAUGAAAUGUCAUUGUUCAAAAUAACCCAAAUAAAUAAAUAAAUAAAAGUUGA